Molecule: messenger RNA, 3708 nt
Organism: Synchiropus splendidus (mandarinfish)
Lineage: Eukaryota; Metazoa; Chordata; Actinopteri; Syngnathiformes; Callionymidae
Gene: plppr1
Product: phospholipid phosphatase related 1
Exons: 8
Coding region: 208-1182 (324 amino acids)
Biological process (GO): phospholipid metabolic process; phospholipid dephosphorylation; signal transduction
Molecular function (GO): phosphatidate phosphatase activity
Source: RefSeq, a predicted model, not a curated record
CUCGUUCAUGCUGCGUGAUCCCCAUCACAAACCCGGAGCUGACUCUCUCAGUGCCCAUGGAGUAGCUGGCGCUGCCCUGCCGCUGUGGAAGACGCCGUCCUUCCUCGCUUUCCUUCCAUGGAGUCCACCUAUCUCUGGAAUAUCUCCUCCUUCCACCCUGAGUGAGCUGCUGUGAAUUCUGAGAGGAAAUUCUCUAAACAGAAGAAGAUGGCGUCCAAUAACACCCUCCGCAGCUACUCCAUCAUUCCUUGCUUCAUCUUCGUCGAGCUUGUCAUCAUGUCCGGCACGGUGUUGCUGGCCUACUACAUGGAGUGCACGGACCUUUUUGGCGUGCACCUGCAAGGCUUCUUCUGUAACGACGCAGAACUGAUGAAGCCGUACCCGGGCACGGAGGAGUCCAGCUUCAUCCCUCCUCUCAUUCUCUACAGCGUUGUGGCUGCUGCUCCCACUGCUAUCAUUUUCAUCGGCGAAGUCUCCAUGUAUGUAAUGAAAUCAACGAGAGAAGCUCUGUUGGCGCAGGAGAAAACCAUAGUGACAGGAGACUGUUGUUACCUCAACCCUCUGAUCCGCCGCAUCAUCCGCUUCAUAGGUGUGUUCGCGUUCGGCCUGUUUGCCACAGACAUCUUUGUCAACGCGGGGCAGGUGGUGACGGGUGGCCUCUCGCCCUAUUUCCUCUCAGUCUGCAAGCCCAAUUACACCGGCACUGAGUGUCGCUUUAAUCACCAGUUCAUCAUCAAUAGCAACAUCUGCACGGGGAAUCCAGUGGUUGUGGAAAGCGCCCGCCGCUCCUUCCCCUCCAAGGACGCUUCAUUGAGUGUUUACUCCGCUGUGUACCUGACGAUGUACAUUACCAGCACCAUCAAGACCAAGUCCAGUCGCCUGGCCAAGCCGGUUCUGUGUCUGGGGACUCUGUGCUCGGCCUUCCUCACCGGCCUAAACAGGGUGUCCGAGUACCGGAACCACUGCUCCGAUGUGGUGGCUGGGUUCAUACUAGGAUCAGCUAUCGCUCUCUUUUUGGGUAUAUGUGUGGUGAACAAUUUCAAAGGUGUCCAUGGUGCUGCAACUAAACAGAAGAGGGAAGACUACCGCGGUCUUCCUCUGAUGACUUUCCCCCGAGUGGAGAGUCCUCUGGAGACCCUCAGUGCCCAGAACCACUCGGCAUCGAUGACAGAGGUCACAUGACUAAGGGGGCAGCACCGGGUCACGUUUGCGUCUCCACAGCACUUCCAGACACAAUGACAAGGACGCAUGCCACGUGGCUCCGAAUGCUUAACUAAACACACUUCAGAUAUCCGUUCAAGUCAGCCGGGGGGACGAAACACGCCAUGUUUAUGAUGGUUUUAAUCUCGUUGAGCUCCGCUCAAUCCUCACCAGCCAAGACGCUCCGAUCACACCAGUGGUACGAAAACCGCUAAAGCACAUUAGCUUUCUCCAGAUACCAGAAACCAUCGGAAACAUGGGAGUGUUGGCUCCUCCUCCAAUGUUCUGUUCAUAGUUAGGAUGGUGUUUUGCACAUUUUGUAUGAGCGAUUGCUGUAGCUAUCCUGACGCUGUUCGACCUGCACAUCUCACUCCGUGUUACAUUGCAUCUUGUGAGGUGACUCCACAUCCCUCAGUCUGAAAACGUGCUACAGGCAGAAAAAAAAACGUUGAUGUUGUUGUCAUUCUGUGAUGUUUAUCAUCUGUACAGAGAAAAAAGACAAACUUCUUCUUUUUAUUAUCGCUUUCUGUACAUUAUCGACCAUAUCAGGUCAUAUUUUGUAAAGAUUUUUGUUAAUCUGUAUUAUUAUGAUCCGUUUGGACCUGUCUGCCUGCUGUAAACCUGGAUAUGUUUUGGUAUCAGUACGACCUCUUUGUCCUCGGAGGAGAGAAAAGAUGUUUGCGUCACCUGCAGUGUCGCAGUGAUGACUUAACAUGGUCAUCGGAGUGUUGUACAUAUUUGUCUGUUGUGUGUCGGAGCAAAUAUUUCACUGGUAAAUAUCAAAACCAGACAACAGCAUUUUUGGAACCUUGUGGAGGAAACGGACGUCUGGCGGUCAAUUCUGAGAUGCUUUGAUCAAGCUGCUUGUCCAUUACCUUGGUUGGAAUUUAGUUUCAAAUUUUGGUUGCAUUUAUCAAUAUUAUUCUUGUAUUUUUAUGACAUUAUUGUGUAAGUUUUUGGCAGAACUGACCCGUCUGCUCUUACGCUCAACCCUCAAGGGUGCAAAAAUGCUGUUGUGAAAACUGAAGAAAAUUCAAGGUUGGCCCGAUGCUAAGAGUUUCCUGCUCCCCCUCCCCCCUGAACCCACCAGUGGAUUGUGAUGCAAUGUUGUGACUCCAUCUCCUAUUGGAAGACCCAGCAUGAAGAGAGAAGAUGUUUUAUAGAUAUUCAUGAUUUGAAACAUUAUCAUCGUGGUUAUUGUUGUCUUUACAUUUAAAAGAAGUGUUUCUUUUGAAAUGCUGCAUAUAUUUUUUUUCAUGUUUUGACAAAUUAAAUAGUCAGUAGCAACGUUGUGUCCUUCUUGUGGGUGUUGGAGCCUUGUGUUGACCUGAUCCAGUGCUGCUGCCAUCAUCUGCUCUUCAUCUUUGCAGACCCAAAUGACAAUUAAAAAUCCCUUCAAUCCUUUCGCAGCUCCAGAACAGUGCAUGCACUUCAUGAUCUUUAAGAAAAGAGUAAUGUGAAUUUGCAAGUCCAGGCACGUAAUGUAGUCAAGGAGGAAGCACAUUUUCAGGUUAAGUCCUGAAAUCGAGCAAAGUCAGACUGAGGUGUCAGAAUCUCAUCCACCAUUCCAGACGAGUGGGUGUGAAACUGCAUAGCAGCUUUGUAUCAACCAAGGUACACUCUGCGAAUGGGUAAAUAAAUGUAGCACCUAGCUUGAGAAAGGCAAACUCUUGAGAUUGUUCAUCCAACUUUGACUGACAUGAGCUCAUUUCCAUUGGGUUGAGACUCCUUCUGUCGUGUGCCAGCUCCGACUCCAGCUCCUCUAAGUUUAACAUGUCGGUCAGAAUAUUUGUCAAGUCCGACAUCCAAGACACAGUUGACUUCAUGUUUACCAUGAUCCAUGUCAGAAAAAGGGUGAUUUUAUUUUUAUUUUUUUUAAAGCCUUUCCAUCUACGUGCGCACCACCACCAGCAGCAGAUUCUUUGGCACUUAUUGUGCCAUUUCUCAAUAAAUAAUGACCAAUCCACCACUAUAUAUUUUUUGCUCCUAUCCCAAAUAAGGCCGUAUAAACAAAGCAAUGAAAUUGAUAAAAAUGUAGAACACUCAGCCUCCUGGGAACUUCUGCCAGUGAGCUCCGUUUUUCCGCACGAAGUCGAGCUCAUUAGUUAGAGCCGGUGCCAAUCAUGGUCUGACCACAGAGCUCAUAAAAAGCUCAGGAGUGGGCGCUAAAUGCUCAGUCAAUGAGCAAAACCAUGUCUUUUGGCAGCACCAAAGUCCAAUCUCUGCCACUCUCCCGAUCCAAACAAGGUGAUGAUAAGAGGCACCAAACUGAAGGGGGACGUCUUACUCUGGCCUGGUUGGGAGGCUGAGGAAGACAGUGAUGUGGUGUUCUCUCUACGCCCAGGUUUUGCCUGCUCUUUGGAUGAGGACCUGAGGUUUUAUGUGCCUCAUGUCUACAUACAGAUUGUGGAUAGCAAACAGACAUUUUUCCACUUUGGGACCAGCUUGUGUGAUGGGAGUAUGUUUCCUCACCGGUCAGCAGGCAUGAACGUUCUAAUAUAAUUUGGG